AUGGAGCAAAAAAACCCCAAGGAUGAGAGCACCGCCAAGGGACAAGACUCCUACCAGCGGAGGAUGUGGAAGAAUUUCCAGGAGAAAACCAAGCCGUGGCUCAGUCCUAAACUGGGAUCGGAGCGUCGCGGUGCCGGGGGCGCGGAGGGCAGCAAGAAAGAAUCGGGGCUAUGGAUGUUUAAGAAGAAAAAGAAACAGUUGGACCGGGUGUUUUCGUCGUCUCAGCCGAAUCUGUGCUGCUCUACGGCGGUGCCUUUUGAAGCAGGUAAGAAGCCCAUUGGGAGCGAUGCGAUCCCCGGCACCAGCAAAGGCGGACAGCCCCUGCUACAGACCCUUGGCGCAGCCUCUGGAGCCACGGGGAGCAAGCCUGAGCUGACCGCCCACGGGAGCCCCAAACUCCCCGUCUCCCAGCUGAUCACGUACCAGCAGAAGAGCUCCUCUCUGGGCUCGGCAUGCUUCGAGAAACUGGUAGUGGACCCGGCCGCGGUGGCGGGAGAGGAGGAGCAGCUGCGUAAAAACGCAAGUGAUUCUGGCAUCAGCAUAGUGGGGCCCAGUAAUGCAGAACCCUUGCCUCGACCUCCUAGUCCAGCCAUGUACCAGCUGGAUAUUGUCCUAAAGAAAGGGAACAACCUGGCCAUCCGAGAUCGGACAGGGACCAGUGACCCAUAUGUGAAGUUUAAGAUUGCAGGGAAGGAGGUGUUCAGAAGUAAGACCAUCCAUAAGAACCUCAACCCGGUGUGGGAUGAGAGAGUAAGCCUACAUGUGGAAACCCUGAGGGACCCACUUUAUGUAAAGGUUUUUGACUAUGACUUUGGACUUCAGGAUGAUUUCAUGGGCUCAGCGUACCUCUACCUGGAGUCUCUGGAACAUCAGAAGACACUGGACGUGACGAUGGACCUGAAGGACCCACAGUACCCUGAACAAAACCUGGGCAGCCUGGAACUGGCUGUCACUCUGUCACCGAAGGAGGGAGACAUGAGGGAUGCUACCAUGCUUUUGAGAAGGAACUGGAAACGAUCUAGUAAGUAUCAGAGCAUGCGUCUGUCAGAUGUGCACAGAAAAGCCCAGCUGUGGCGAGGUAUAGUCAGCAUCAGUCUGAUAGAAGGUCGUGGCCUGCAGCCCAUGGAUGCCAAUGGCCUCAGCGACCCUUACGUCAAAUUCAGGAUGGGGCACCAGAAGUACAAAAGCAAGACAAUUCCUAAAACCCUGAACCCCCAGUGGAGAGAGCAGUUUGACUUCCACCUGUAUGAUGAGCAGGGAGGCUAUGUGGACAUUACAGUCUGGGACAAAGAUGCUGGCAAGAAAGAUGACUUCAUGGGAAGGUGUACCAUUGACCUGUCACGUCUCAGUAAAGAACACACACACAAGCUGGACCUGCCCCUGGAGGAAAGUGAAGGGGUGCUAGUGCUCCUGGUUACACUCACUGCCUCCGCUGCCGUUUCCAUCUCAGACCUGUCAAUCCACUUGCUUGACGACCCACAUGAGAGACAUCAGAUCAUGCAGAGAUAUAGCCUGUGGAGGUCAUUUCACAACCUGAAAGAUGUCGGUGUGGUGCAGGUAAAGGUCAUCAGGGCUGAGGGACUGAUGGCAGCAGAUGUCACAGGUAAGAGUGACCCAUUCUGUGUAGUGGAGCUGAGUAAUGAUCGGCUGCAGACUCACACUGUCUACAAAAACCUCAACCCAGAGUGGAACAAGGUCUUCACUUUUAAUGUGAAGGACAUCCACUCGGUACUCGAGGUCACUGUUUACGACGAGGACCGAGACAGAAGUGCAGAUUUCCUGGGAAAAGUGGCUAUUCCUUUACUAAAUAUCCAAAAUGGAGAACGCAAAGCCUACGCCUUGAAAAGCAAGGAGCUGACAGGGCCAACAAAAGGGGUCAUCUUUCUCGAAAUAGACGUGAUUUUUAAUGCUGUGAAGGCUGGUCUCAGGACGUUGAUUCCCAUCGAGCAGAAGUAUAUCGAGGAGGAGCCCAGAGUGUCUAAACAGCUGCUGUUGCGCAACUUCAACCGAGUUAGGCGUUGCAUCAUGUUCCUUAUCAACACAGGCUGCUACAUCAACAGCUGCUUCGAAUGGGACUCUCCACAGAGGAGCAUCUGUGCCUUUGUGCUUUUUGUCAUCGUCGUUUGGAACUUUGAACUCUAUAUGAUUCCUCUGGCUUUGCUGCUGCCUUUGGCCUGGAACUACAUUCUUAUUGUGUCGGGGAAGGAUACCAGGCAAGAUGUGCAAGCAGUGGAGGACCUGCUGGAGGACGAGGAUGAGGAUUUUGACAAAGAUGACAAGGACCCUAAACCAGACCCCUGGGAGGACAGCUGUGAUAAAAACCAUAUCCUCGAGGAUAUGUUGGCUUCCUGGCACUUUGAGUGGAUACGAACGAUGGUGGACUCGGAGAGAAAGGGCUUCAUGAACAAGCUUUAUGCCAUUCAGGACGUGUGCAUCAGCGUGCAGAAUGCACUGGAUGAAGUGGCCUCCUAUGGCGAGAGGAUAAAGAACACAUUUAACUGGACUGUGCCUUUCUUAAGCUGGCUGGCCAUAGUGGCUCUCGGAGUGGCUACCAUCAUCAUCUACUUCAUCCCUCUACGAUACAUUGUGUUGGCCUGGGGGGUGAAUAAAUUCACCAAGAAGCUGCGAGACCCCUAUACCAUUGACAACAACGAGUUGCUAGACUUCCUGUCCAGAGUGCCCUCAGAUGUACAGGUGGUGCAGUACCGAGAGCUGAAACUGGAUCCCAAUCCCAGUCCAAAUAAAAGGAAGAAAAACAACCCCGGGUAG
Messenger RNA from Xiphias gladius (swordfish), 2769 nucleotides. RefSeq names its product multiple C2 and transmembrane domain-containing protein 1-like. The transcript is spliced from 22 exons. Gene Ontology annotation, molecular function: calcium ion binding. NCBI's taxonomy places the organism in Eukaryota, Metazoa, Chordata, Actinopteri, Istiophoriformes, Xiphiidae. The record is from RefSeq and is a predicted model, not a curated record. Gene Ontology annotation, cellular component: synaptic vesicle membrane. Gene Ontology annotation, biological process: regulation of neurotransmitter secretion. Bases 1 to 2769 code for a protein of 922 amino acids.